AUGACACCUUCACGUCCAGCUGCCUUGGCCAUGUUCUCGCGACCUUUCCUACGCCUGGCCGGGUGCCUACGAUCCUUGCCUAUUCUACAAGCUACUUCGAGGGCACAAACUCGCCUUACAACAACACCAAGAUACCCAAGUGCUUAUAUUACUAUCCUCUUCGCUGGAGCUGCCUCCUUCUACGCAGCUUACUCCUUCGCCAAAGCUCCUCCCACGCGAUGCGAUGCUCCAUCCGACGCCCGCGACCCUUCUCUCCCUCGGUAUCGCAUCUCUGAAGUCCGCAAGCACGAUGCUCACUCAGACAACCCUUGGGUCAUCCAUGAUGACAAGGUCUACGACAUUACCGAGUGGAUUGGCGCCCAUCCUGGAGGAAACGUCAUCCUCCGUGCUGCAGGCGGUUCUAUAAACCCCUACUGGGACAUUUUUGCCAUCCACAAGAACCAAUAUGUUUAUGAUAUAUUGAAUCAGUACCUCAUUGGUUACGUCGACUCCGCGGACUUGGUCAAUGGGAAGCCAGCACAAGAAGAGAUUGAAGAUCCGUUCGCUGAUGACCCGAGUCGACAUCCAGACUUGAUCACUAUGACGGAUAAGCCCAGAAACGCAGAAACACCACCAGAUGCCAUGACGACAGAAUUUCUGACCCCUAAUGACCUCUUCUAUGUUCGCAACCACAUGUGGGUGCCGACAGUCCCCGAGAAUGCCGAUACACACACCCUCACUGUUGAACUUCCUGAUGGCACAACAAAAGAAUACACUCUAGGCGACCUCAAAUCCCGCUUCCAACCUCGAAGGGUCACUGCUGUGCUUCAAUGCUCUGGCAAUCGCCGCCGCCACAUGAAUGAAGGUUCCGGACACAAGACGAGUGGCCUCCCCUGGACGGCCGGUGCCAUAUCCAAUGCCUGCUGGGAAGGGGUCUUGCUCUCAGACGUACUCGCAGAUGCUGGCUUUGACUUGUCAUCUGGUCUAACCGGCGAGUCCGAGGCCAAACACGUUCAAUUCUCCGGGUUAGAAGCAUACGGCGCGUCAAUUCCCAUCAAGAAAGCCAUUGACCCUCAAGGCGACGUUAUUCUCGCCUACGGCAUGAACGGCCAGCCACUCCCGCGUGACCACGGGUUUCCCCUGAGAGCUAUCGUGCCCGGCCAUGUAGCUGCACGCUCAGUCAAGUGGUUAAACCACAUCACUCUCAGUGACGAGGAGAGCACGACGCAAUGGCAGCGACGAGACUAUAAAUGCUUCGGACCCAAUCAGACACAUGUGGACUGGGAUACUGCCCCUGCGAUCCAAGAGUUACCAGUCCAAAGCGCCAUCACAACCUGCAAACUCGGCGAUUGGACAAGACCCGAUAAGGAUAGCUCAGAGGCACAAACAAAGAAAGCCGCGCUCACAGGCUACGCAUACUCAGGGGGCGGUCGCUCCAUCAUCCGCGUUGAUGUCUCCCUCGACAAUGGCAAGACUUGGUCUCAAGCGUCUAUCCUCCCCGACUGCACAACAAAGGACGGCGCCCCAUCUCCCUGUCUCGGCCACGGCUCCUGGGCCUGGCGCCGCUGGAAGUUUGAUGGCCAUGUGCCGCUUACCGCAUUUGAGGGAGAUGAAGCGUCAAAGAGGGAGAAGCGAUGUGCGACGUUUGUUGUCAAGGCCACGGAUGAGUCCUAUAACACGCAGCCAGAGAGCCAUGCCGCCACAUGGAAUAUCCGUGGGAAUCUGGCUACAGCGUGGCAUCGCAUCAAGUCAACCCCCAAAGAAGGGAUAAAGUUGUAUUGGAAAUCAUAG
Fusarium vanettenii 77-13-4 is the source of this 1770-nucleotide messenger RNA. RefSeq lists its product as uncharacterized. Lineage: Eukaryota; Fungi; Ascomycota; Sordariomycetes; Hypocreales; Nectriaceae. The transcript is spliced from 3 exons. The record is from RefSeq and is a predicted model, not a curated record. Gene Ontology annotation, molecular function: oxidoreductase activity; molybdenum ion binding. Gene Ontology annotation, cellular component: mitochondrion. The coding region runs from base 1 to 1770 and encodes 589 amino acids.